Alosa sapidissima (American shad) is the source of this 903-nucleotide messenger RNA. RefSeq names its product surfeit 2 (gene surf2). The record is from RefSeq and is a predicted model, not a curated record. The transcript is spliced from 7 exons. Lineage: Eukaryota; Metazoa; Chordata; Actinopteri; Clupeiformes; Clupeidae. The coding region runs from base 126 to 884 and encodes 252 amino acids.
UGAAAUACAAACACUCAAAAUCUAUUUGGAUUUAACUUGUCAUCAACGUUUGAUGUCAACUGGUCGUAGAAAGGCACAACAACUCAAUUUGGAUAUUCCCAACUUUGCCCGAGCUACACGUGAUAAUGGCGGAUCUACCGAAAGACCUCAUAGAUUUCCUUAAGAAUCACCCUUUUCUUCAGGCCACAGACGCCAACAAGAUCAGAUGUACCUUGAAUGGACACGAGUUUCCCUGCAGCCUGAAUGAACUAAAGAACUUCACUUUGGGGAAAAAGUACAAGAAAUUGAGUGCUGUUGCUGAAUUUGAUUACAGUCAAUAUGAGCCCCACGUGGUACCAAGUACCAAAGAGCCCAAUCAUCUCUUUUGCAAGCUGACCCUUCGACAUAUCAAUCGCCUUCCUCACCAUGUUCUAAGGCAUGUUAAUGGAAAACGCUUUCAGAAAGCUCUGCAGAAAUUUAAGGAGUGCCAGCAGCAGGGAGUGGAAUAUGUUCCUGCUCAUCUCCGGCAGAAGAGGCGACCCAGAGAGGAAGAUGACGGCGAAAACAAACGACAAAACAACCAUAAGAAAAAAGGGAACGGGGAGGUGUGGGAGCCCAGUUCCAGUGAUGGGGAGGGAAGCGAUUCAGAAGACAGCCUGUCAGACCUUUACCCACCAUCCCUAUUCACUGUAAAAGAGCCAGAGAAAAUAGCAGGUGCGGAGGAAGAUGGAGAUGAUUUUGAGACUGAUGAAGAAGACAUGGAGGUUUCUGCCAUUGAGGAGGAGCAGAAGCAGGCCCCACAGAAACGGAAAAAGGUGCAGCCUGAAGACUUCAAAAAGAAAUUUAAGAACAGCAGGAAGAGGAAAGGGUUUCAAUUCAUUGGCAAAGUCAGAAAUGGGAAAUAAAAGUAUUGUGUUCUCAUCA